AUGAUCGUCAACUAUUCUAUCUUGCUUUUUAUGAUUGUCUCCUACAUUCGAGGCAAAGAACAAACGGCUGGAAAUGACCUCUCUCGAUCGUUGUCAAUGGAUGAAGCUUAUCUAAUCAUGUACAAUAGGAAUUCUUCGGAAAAUAUCACAUUAUUUGGGAACAAAGUUGUAUGUGAAAACUGUAAUCUUGGGAAAAUGUCUAUGGUUGCUCCGAAUAAGAAUCGCACUAUAAUAAUUAACACGCAAUACGCAUACGAUUUAGAAAUUCGUUCAUCAGAAUCCAAUGAAAGUAUACUAUGCCAAUUUAAACCAUACAAAUUCCAUGAACAUGGUACAUAUGUGUUGCAUCUUAUGUAUAACACACCGCUCGAGACGAAAUGUUCAAUCGAACAGAUUGGAAAAUUGAGUGCCUAUGCAAUACCUGCUAUUCUUGGUGUUCUAUUUGUGAUCUUAUAUACUGCAGUAGUUCAAUUCUGGCAAUACAUCGACUAUCGUCGAAUUUGGAAUUAUUUUCGCUCGACUGGCACACAAGCUCAAAUACUUGUUGAAGAUACUGCUCAGGGUAGUCUGAAUACAAAUCAAUCUGCUGCGUCCAAUACGAAAUCUCGUGCUACGAAACGCCUGCGCUCUUUGGACACUUUUCGAGGAUUUUCGCUGAUGGUAAUGAUCUUCGUGAACUACGGCGGUGGUGGUUAUUGGUUUUUCGAUCAUUCAACUUGGAAUGGAUUGACAUUGGCUGAUCUGGUUUUUCCUUGGUUUACUUGGAUGAUGGGCGUCUCGAUUGUCCUUUCCCAACGAUCACUUCGCUCGAAGAAUGUUCGAAAACGGAGUAUGCUCGUGAAAAUCUGUCGACGAACGCUAAUUCUGAUACUUUUGGGGAUGAGUGAACAACCUCAUUUGAUGAAAUUCAAAGAUCUUCGUUUUUGUGGUGUUCUUCAACGAUUAGCUACAUGCUAUUUCUUUACAGCAAUACUCGUUCUUUGCCUUGAUAAAGAUUAUAAACUAAACAGUCAGGAUGAGCAUCAAGAACCAUCGUUUCGUAUGGAACUCAAUCGAGCUGUGUUUCAAUAUUGGCUCCAAUGGUUACUCGUGACAUUGGUGGUGAUUAUUUGGGUCUUGGUAACGUUUCUCCUUCAAGUGCCCGGCUGUCCGACUGGAUAUAUAGGUCCCGGUGGAAAACAUGAUCAUGGAAAGUAUUCAAAUUGUACCGGAGGAGUUGCAGGAUAUAUCGAUCGAGUAGUCUUGGGAAAUUCUCAUCUGUACGAUGAGCCAACUUGUAAAGAAAUCUAUUCCACCAAGCUACCUUACGAUCCCGAGGGUCUUUUGGGUAAUUUAACUGGAAUUCUUCUUUGUUAUCUGGGUGUUCAAGCCGGUCAUGUUUUUGUUCACUCAAAUCGUGUUAAUCGAAUUUGUUCUCAAUGGUUAAUAUGGGGUAUCAUUUGUGGUUGUUUUGGUCUAGGUCUAUCCUUCGGCGGCCAUUCAGAUAGCUGGAUUCCAAUCAACAAAAAUCUAUGGUCAUUAACAUUUGUCUUCACUUUAGCUAGUUUAGCUUUCGUCAUUCUCUCUGUGCUUUACGUUCUUGUUGACGUUCGUCAAUGGUUCACUGGAGCUCCAUUUCUUUGGUUGGGCAUGAAUUCCAUUGCUAUAUACAUGUGUCACGGCCUAUUUGGCGUCAGUGUUCCAGUACAAUUCGAUGUUAGUGAUACCCAUGCUGCUCAACUUGCUAUGCAUCUCUAUGGAGCAUUUUUUUGGUCGUUAGUUGCCGGUUUGAUGUACUAUAAGAAAGUUUUUAUCGCUAUUUGA
Messenger RNA from Adineta ricciae, 1803 nucleotides. The record is from the annotation of a GenBank genome assembly. NCBI's taxonomy places the organism in Eukaryota, Metazoa, Rotifera, Eurotatoria, Adinetida, Adinetidae.